GCACCGCAGGGGCCCAGGAGGACUUCCGUUUCUCCCCGCAGCCAUUACGGCCCCUCGCGUCGGAAUCGCUGGGGUGGGCGUGGCCGUGCUGCGUCAUAGAGGGGGGCCGACGGGCCGUAUACGUUAUAGAGCGGGGCCGGCGGUCGGAACUCGGAAGUCCCGCGGCGAACGGAGGUCCUCGCCGGUCUCCCGGGUUCCUACCCGUCGGCUUCUCUCGCGAUCGCGAAGGCGGGAAUGCGGAUGGGAAGCGGCUUCGGUUGUGGGCUCCGCCUUUUGUCGCUGCCGGCGGUGUCUGGAGAGGAAUGGGGUCAGGAAUCCCUGACAUUCGGCGAUGUGGCCGUGGGCUUCACCCGGGAGGAGUGGCAGCUCCUGGCCCCCGCUCAGAAGGGCCUGUACCGGGACGUGAUGCUGGUGAACUACAGGAACCUGGUGUCAGUGGGGUGUCCAGCCUCCAAGCCAGAUGCACUCUCCAAGUUGGAAUGCAGAGAGGAACUUUGGACAUUAGAAGAUGAAAUUCACAGUCAAAUCUGUCCAGAAAUGAGGAAAUUUGGUGAUCCUCUGCAAUGUCACUUGCAAAAUCAAAGCAUUCAGAAGAGUGUGGAAGAAUGUGUGAAUAUGUUUGCAAAUAUUGUUAAUCACAGCAAAAGUCAUUUCCUGUUAAAGCAAAAUUGUGAUAUGCUUGACUCAUGUGAAAAACCUUUGAAAUCAGAUUUAAGUUUUGAAAACCAGAACAGAAGCUGUAACUUAGAGAAGUCUGCUGAAUUUAAUGGACAUGGGAAACCUCUUCUCCAUGCUAACCAUGAACAAUUUUAUACUGAAAUUAAAUGCUCUGUAAGUGCAAAACACAAUACAUCCCAGGUUACUAAGCAACAGGGAACUCACAACAUAGAGAAAGCCUAUAUAUGCAGCAAAAGUGGGAAAGCCUUCAUCAAGAUUUCUCAGUUCACUGGUCAUCAGAGAGUUCAUACUAGAGAGAAACCUCAUGGAUGCAGUAUGUGUGGGAAAGCCUUCUCCAGAAAAUCCAGGUUAACUGAACAUCAGCGAGUUCACACAGGGCUGAAACAUUAUGAAUGUCCUAAAUGUGACAAAGCCUUCCUCAAGAAAUCGCAGUUCAAUAUACAUCAGAAAACUCCUAUGGGAGAGAAACCUUACACAUGUACUGAAUGUGGGAGCAUCAAAAAUUGUCAGCUCAUUUAUCAUCAACAAACUCAUACAGGAGAGAAACCCCAUGGAUGCAGUCUAUGUGGGAAAGCCUUCUCUACAAAGUUUAGUCUCAAUACACAUCAGAAAACUCAUACAGGAGAAAAACCUUAUACAUGCAGCCAAUGUGGAAAAGGCUUCAUUGAAAAGAGGCGUCUUACUGCACAUCAUCGAACUCAUACUGGUGAGAAACCCUUUAUAUGCAAUCAAUGUGGGAAAGGUUUCAUGAAGAAUAGUCUUAUUACACAUCAGCAAACUCAUACAGAAGAGAAAUUGUAUACAUGCAAUGAAUGUGGAAAAGCCUUUUCAAUGAAGCACUGUCUUAUUGUACAUCAGCGGACUCAUACUGGAGAGAAACCCUAUACUUGCAGUGAUGGAAAAGGCUUCACCUUGAAGAGCCCUCUGAUCAGACAUCAACGAACACAUACAGGAGAGAAAUCCUAUGUGUACUGUGGGAAAGGCUUCACCAUGAAAAGUGAUCCCGUUGUGCAUCAGCAAACUCACACUGCGGAGAAACCCUACAUAUGCAGUGACUGUGGAAAAGGUUUCACUGUGAAAAGCCGCCUAAUUGUGCAUCAGCGAACUCAUACAGGAGAGAAACCCUAUGUGUGCAGUGAAUUUGGAAAAGGCUUCCCAGCAAAGAUCCGGCUGAUUGGACACCAGCAGACUCAUACAGGAGAGAAACCCUAUUUAUGCAGCGAAUGUGGCAAAGGCUUCACAGAAAAGAGUCAUCUCAGUGUAUAUAGGCACACUCAUACGGGAGAGAAGCCCUACAUAUGCAAUGAGUGUGGUAAAGGCUUAACUGGAAAAAGCAUGCUCAUUGCACAUCUGUGAACGCAUACUGGGGAGAAGCCGUAUAUAUGCAAUGAAUGUGGAAAGGGCUUCACCAUGAAGAGCACUCUUGGUGUACAUCAGCAAACUCACACUGGAGAGAAACCACACAGAUGCAAUGAAUGUGGGAAAGCCUUCAGGAAGAAGACAUGCCUCAUACAACAUCAGCGGUUUCACACAGCAAAGACUUCCUUUGCAUGUGCUGAAUGUGGAAAAUUUUCUUUGCGUAAAAAUGAUCUCAUUACCCAUCAGAGAAUUCACACAGGAGAGAAGCCAUAAGGAUGCAGUGAAUGUGGAAAAGCUCUCACUACAAAGUCAGGGCUCAAUGUCCAUCAAAGAAAACAUACAGGAGAGAGGCCCUGUGGGUGCAGCAAUUGUGGGAAGGCUUUUGCCCACUUGUCAAUCCUAGUUAAACAAAAGAGAAUUCACAGGUAGUCACUUUGGGAAAGGCUUUUGCCAGUUGUGAGCCCUCAAGAUAAUACGUAAUGAAGAAUAACAAUGCAAAGGUUGGUAUUGUCUUUAGUGAGCAAUUGCGUCAUAUUUUGUUGACAGAAUUUACAAACAACUCAUACAGUCAGCCUUGAAAAUAUUUCUUUACAUUAUAUGUCUAAAAAGUGUAUACUGAGAUAAACCCUGUGAAUGUGAUGGACUGGGAAGGCCUUCGGUGGGAACUAGACCCUGUCAUAUGUGGUCAUCAUAACCAUGAGUGAAUAUUUCUAGUUGGUAAAAUACAGCUGUGGGAAAGCCUUUGCUCAAGACCUCGGUGGUUUUUGGUUCACAGUAGAGAUACAGCAAUGGAGUUUCAGUCAUGUAUAUUGCAUCAUCACUUGCCAGGAAUCCAUACAGAAAUGACAUCAACACAUUCAAUGUGGUGGACUUAAGCUAAAUAUCAGACAAUUUACAGAAGGAAAGAAGCCUUGGGGAAAUGAUGAAUGAGAGCAUUCUGUCACAAGCCUGAACAGAUAACACAUCAGACAUUGGGGAAAGGAUACUUCAGCCAUAUUUCUAGUUGCCUUCUCAUUGUAUAAAUUUUAAAUAGUGCUAGUUACUCUUAUCACUGAUUAAAUUUUAUAUAUACA
This is a messenger RNA of Manis pentadactyla (Chinese pangolin), 3110 nucleotides long. RefSeq names its product zinc finger protein 615-like. Gene Ontology annotation, cellular component: nucleus. Gene Ontology annotation, biological process: regulation of DNA-templated transcription. NCBI's taxonomy places the organism in Eukaryota, Metazoa, Chordata, Mammalia, Pholidota, Manidae. The record is from RefSeq and is a predicted model, not a curated record.